This is a messenger RNA of Pongo pygmaeus (Bornean orangutan), 3101 nucleotides long. RefSeq names its product syntaxin 12 (gene STX12). Lineage: Eukaryota; Metazoa; Chordata; Mammalia; Primates; Hominidae. Gene Ontology annotation, cellular component: postsynaptic recycling endosome; synaptic vesicle membrane; endomembrane system. The record is from RefSeq and is a predicted model, not a curated record. The transcript has 9 exons. The coding region runs from base 158 to 988 and encodes 276 amino acids. Gene Ontology annotation, molecular function: SNAP receptor activity; SNARE binding. Gene Ontology annotation, biological process: autophagosome assembly; vesicle fusion; intracellular protein transport.
GCGUGCGCGCCGCGUGAGGGCGGGGCUAGUGCGCACGCAGCCUUAGCUCCUUCCCCGCCCUUGCUCUUCCCAGUUUCUCCGUCAGCCUGCGGGUCCCGGCUGGCGGCUGCUUCCGGUAGGAGAUCGGUGUAGGGCGAGCAGGUCUCAGCUCCUCGUCAUGUCAUACGGUCCCUUAGACAUGUACCGGAACCCGGGGCCCUCGGGGCCCCAGCUCCGGGACUUCAGCAGCAUCAUCCAGACGUGCAGCGGCAACAUCCAGCGGAUCAGCCAAGCCACUGCUCAGAUAAAGAAUUUGAUGAGCCAGCUAGGAACUAAGCAGGACUCAAGCAAGCUACAGGAAAAUCUGCAACAGUUACAACACUCCACAAAUCAGCUCGCCAAGGAAACAAAUGAAUUGCUGAAAGAAUUAGGGUCCUUGCCCCUUCCGUUAUCUACUUCAGAACAGCGCCAGCAGAGACUUCAGAAGGAACGCCUCAUGAAUGACUUCUCUGCAGCCUUAAACAAUUUCCAGGCUGUGCAGAGAAGAGUAUCCGAAAAGGAAAAGGAGAGUAUUGCCAGAGCAAGAGCUGGAUCUCGUCUUUCUGCAGAAGAGAGGCAAAGAGAGGAGCAGCUGGUCUCAUUUGACAGCCAUGAGGAGUGGAACCAGAUGCAGAGCCAGGACGAUGAGGUGGCCAUCACUGAGCAGGAUUUGGAACUUAUUAAAGAAAGAGAAACGGCAAUUCGGCAGCUGGAGGCUGACAUUUUGGAUGUCAAUCAGAUAUUUAAAGAUUUGGCCAUGAUGAUCCAUGACCAGGGUGAUCUGAUUGAUAGCAUAGAAGCCAAUGUGGAAAGCUCAGAGGUGCACGUCGAAAGAGCCACUGAACAGUUACAGCGAGCUGCUUACUAUCAGAAAAAAUCUCGCAAGAAGAUGUGUAUCCUGGUGCUUGUCCUGUCAGUGAUUAUUGUAAUCUUGGGACUUAUUAUCUGGCUAGUUUAUAAAACGAAGUGAUUGCCUCCGAUCGUUCUCCCGCUGAGCUGUUUUCAAGGGCAAGUGCUUGUUGAAGUCUUGCCAGAACAAACUGAUCACAAGAAGACAGCAUACACCAGAACGUCCUGUAAUCAUUUAGUUAGAAACUAACUACUAACUAGUCUUUGGAAUUCGUGACCUAUGGAGACAGUAUUUAUCAAUUUAUUGAUUCUAUUGAUUUCUCAAAUUAGGAAUUAACUUAUGUGGAUUUUGCUUCCUCUUGUAUUCUGAUUGCCCUUCAUCCCAAGUGUUUACUGAAAAUUCCAUUCUAGAUAUUCUUGUUUUGACAAAUGACACUACAGUCUCGUAAUAUUGUCUUUUAUGUAUAUACAAAAUUUACCUUUUUACUAGCAUCUGAGAUAGAGUUACUUUCUGGUACCAAGUAUAUUGGAGUCUGUCAGAAACUCUAUAAUAGGCCACCAGUUUUUAUUAUUUAACAUUUUAAUUUGAAUUUCUAAGAAGCCUAUUCUCUAUCUAUUUUGAAAGAUUUUGGCACUAUAUUUAAUUGGAAGGUAAAAAAAUUGUACAUGUGAUCCAGAGUAAAUGAGAAGUCUCUAUCUGAGCUGGUCAGUUACUGGAGUACAUGUUACUAAUCUGGGUUUAAACUUUACUUCAUUAUCUGCUAGUGUCAUCCACAGCAGUUCAUCGUCAUCCACACUUAGCCAUCCUGUUAGUUUUUAAAGGAAGUUAAUUUAAUUAACAUUAAUAUACUCUAUGGGCUCCCUCUCCCACCUGUCUGCAUAGAAAGGCAGAAUUAGACAUAGCAUGCUUUGGAAAAGCAAAUAGGGAUUGUUGGGGAUGAUUUAAUCUUGUUGUUGUUGUUGUUGUUGUUCACUUGUGGUUCUACAUUCCUGGUGAAUGAUGAAUGUUGCUGUCAAAGGGCUGCCCCCUACCUUAUAAGGGUUGCUGGGCAUUUGAAGGCAGGAAGAUUUUUAAAGAUAGAUUGAGGUGGUUUAAAAUUAUUCCUGUGAACCAACAAUAAAGCAAAGAAGAGGUUCAUUUUUGUAAAUAACACUGGUUUCAAAUAGUGAUGUUAGACUUAACCUAAUAUAUAAACAAGAGAUUAAUAUCUCCAUGCAUAGUUUUAGACAGAAAAAGAUGUUUCAAUAAAAUUACUGUCUUGUAAUAUAAAUGUUGUCCACUUCCCUUUUCCACAGGCCUAGAACAGUUAAAGGGAACAUAAUUUGUUUAGGCUCCCACAUAAAUGUGAAUCUGGCCAACAACUUUGGUUCAUCCUUUAGUGAAUUAGAGGAUUUGGCUACCCUGAGUAUAUUUAUAUUCAUUUCUUCCAUUCUCCUUCUGUUAUUAUACUUAAUCUUCUAAACUAAACUAAUGUGAAUAGUAGGGAAACAAGGGCCCAAAUGCAUAAGUUUCUUUGCACUCUUGCACUUACUUAAUACAAAUAAAUGUUUUUUAAAGCUUUUGUAUUAUGUUUUUAUGAGUUAACAUCCUAAUGUGGUAGGUAUUAGGUAAUGUGCUGUCAUGAGAAAAAUUGAGACUUCCAAGAAAACUGGACACCAGUUGAGGGUUGGUUUGGGGACGGAAUAGGUGUAGCUGCCUUUCCUUGAAAAACAGUGUGUAGAGAUGGCUGAGCGCAAUGGCUCACACUGGUAAUCCCAACACUUUGGAAGGCUGAGGCGGGAGGAUCAGUAUAUCGGUAUGUCUGAGCCCAGGAGUUCAAGAUCAGCCUGGGGAGUAUAGCAAGACCCCAUCUCCAUUUUUUUAAAAUUAUUUUUUAAUUUAAAAAAAGAACAACAGGAUAGAGCUGUUGGGGUGGCACAGUGGCCCAAAGAGCAGCUUCAGAGAUAAUUCCUUGGUUCUGUGAUCACUGUUUAACUCCAAAUUACAGUCGGACUUGGAUACAUCAUUUGUAACAUUGUAGGAAAGAAAAAAGUCUUGGUUGUGAAAAAUGAUUUGCAUUUGGGUAAAAUAAAGUGACCAUGCUUCUGUUCUGUAAUACUAUGUGACCCGUGGUUGUUGUAAUGGUGAUCAUGGAGAGCAAAUAUGAACUUGGCCUGGAUUUUAAAUGGCCUAGAAUUUGUGGUAGUUGCCAAAGAGGUUCUCCUAGGUGGUCCUAAUAAACCUGUUCACAGAA